CUAGAAGAUGGACACACUUUAUUUGACUACAAUGUUGGACUAAAUGACAUAGUUCAGCUUUUGAUACGCUCUGAAUCUGAAGCACCUACCACUGCUUCUGUGACAGAUCAGGAUGGGGAAGUCAAUCCCUGUGCUGUUUCCAACUGCAAGAACAAAGUCAAAAAAAUAAAUAGUGGAUCACCCAGUCGGCCAUCUACAUCAUCUUGCUCCUUUCUCAUUGAUCCUGGCAUUGGAUUGUACAAGAUAAAUGAAUUGGUGGAUGCCCGUGAUGUCAGCAUUGGAGCCUGGUUUGAAGCUCAUAUAGAAAAUGUUACCCGAGCAACAAAGGGACAUAAGAAUGGUAAAGCUCAAGGAAAGAGCAGUAACACAUACAAAAGGACUAAUGGAAGCUUAAGUCAAGAUCAUUCUAGAGAAAAUGCAAAUAAUUUGGACAGUACACCAUCCACAUCUUAUUCAGACUGUAUGGACACUGAUGAAGAAGCUAUUUAUCAUAUCAAGUAUGAUGAGUACCCAGAGAAUGGCAUAGUAGAAAUGGACACCAGUAACCUUCGACCCCGAGCAAGAACCAUUCUGAAGUGGAGUGAACUAAAAGUGGGUGAUGUGGUGAUGGUUAACUACAAUGUUGAGACUCCAGAAGAAAGAGGAUUUUGGUUUGAUGCAGAAAUUACCUCUUUGAGAGAAAUCUCAAGGACUAACAAAGAGGUUCAUGCUAAAAUUCUGCUGGGGUAA
Leptosomus discolor (cuckoo roller) is the source of this 729-nucleotide messenger RNA. Lineage: Eukaryota; Metazoa; Chordata; Aves; Leptosomiformes; Leptosomidae. The record is from RefSeq and is a predicted model, not a curated record.